This is a messenger RNA of Penicillium chermesinum, 1242 nucleotides long. RefSeq lists its product as uncharacterized. Gene Ontology annotation, molecular function: oxidoreductase activity. The record is from RefSeq and is a predicted model, not a curated record. Bases 1 to 1242 code for a protein of 413 amino acids. The transcript is spliced from 3 exons. Lineage: Eukaryota; Fungi; Ascomycota; Eurotiomycetes; Eurotiales; Aspergillaceae.
AUGCGUUGGCCUCAAGUUCCCUCCUGCUUGCAAGGGCUCUUCCCGGAAGUUCUCAAUACCAUUGCCAAGGUCUCGCUGCAGGAGCGCAUCGUCUCCGGGCAGAAGGCAAUCCAGAAUGAAUAUCCGUACAAAACCCGAGAGUCCAUGGCCCAUAUGACCGACCGCGAUGCAUGGGCUAUCCAGAAGACAAUGAUGCAGACAGAAUACCCCUUCAUCGUGAUCAAAUCACUCCAGUUCGCCCUUUUCCGAAGCCAGACAUACGGCAUCCCAACCAUCUCCACCCUGCUGCUCCGCACAUCCCAAUUCUCCGACUCCGCCACCUCAUUCAAGCGCUAUGCUGACACAGGCACCCUCAUUGGCGAGUUCAUGGCCUUCGAGCCCAGUUCCGAACGCGCCCAAACCGCCAUCGCCCGCACCAAAUUCCUCCACAAAGGCUACCGCGCCAGCGGCAAGAUCCUGGAGGAUGACAUGCUGUACACGCUCAGCCUGUUCGCCACAGAGCCGAUCCGCUUCGUGCAGCUGUACGAGUGGCGCGCGAUGACAGAGCUGGAGCGCUGCGCCGUCGGCACAUACUGGAAGAGCCUCGGCGACGCCUUAGACAUCAGCUACGCGAAGCUCCCAUCCGGCCAGACCGGCUUCCGCGACGGAAUCCACUGGCUGGAGGAACUCGGGGACUGGAGCCGGCAGUACGAGGAGGCGCACAUGCGCCCGAACCCGCGGAACAAGGAGAUCGCCGACAGAACGAUCGACGUGCUCGUGUACAACCUGCCGAGCUGUCUCAAGCCCCUCGGCGUGCACUUCACGGCGCAUCUCAUGGACGAGCGACUCCGCCGCGCGAUGAUGAUGGAGCGCCCGCCGGUUGUGCUGGCGGCGCUGUUCGCGACGGCGCUCCAGGUGCGGAGGCUGGUACUUCGGUAUUUGGCGCUCCCCGGGCCGAAUUGCAUGCGGCUGGAUGUGUUUACGGAGACACCUAAUCGCCAUGGGCGGCACCAUGUGCGGAUCUGGGAGGGCGCGCCGUUCUAUGUGGCGCCGACGGCUUGGAAUCGCUGGGGCCCGACGGCGUGGGUGAUGUGGUUGCUGGGACAGCCACUGCCGGGCGAUGAGGGGGACAAGUAUUACCCCCAGGGGUAUUAUACGCCUGAUCUGGGCCCGAAAUACUUUGAGGGUAAAGGGCGGAAAGACUUGGAGGAGAUCAUGGAGAGUCUUCGGCGGCAACGGACGGGCAAAUGCCCAUUUCCAUGA